Messenger RNA from Malaya genurostris, 765 nucleotides. RefSeq lists its product as uncharacterized. NCBI's taxonomy places the organism in Eukaryota, Metazoa, Arthropoda, Insecta, Diptera, Culicidae. Bases 1 to 765 code for a protein of 254 amino acids. The record is from RefSeq and is a predicted model, not a curated record. The transcript has a single exon.
AUGGUAACACGAUUUGGACUGCAGGAUGCCAAAUCUGCGAAAAGUCCCAUGGAUACCGGUUUUGUAUCGACGGAAGUUUCUAGUGCUCCAUUCGAGAACGACACGGCUUAUCGAAGUCUGGUGGGGGGGUUAUUAUACGUGGCAGUUUGCGCUCGGCCAGACGUUUCGGUGAGCGCUUCAAUAUUAGGGCGAAAAGUAUGCUCGCCUACUGAGGCCGAUUGGACAGCUGCAAAAAGGGUACUGAGGUAUUUGAAGCAUACCAAAAGUGUUCGUCUGGAAUACGGUAACAACGCCAGUGAUCUUAUCGGCUACUGCGAUGCUGACUGGGCAGGAGACUUGAAUACUCGUCGCUCUACCACGGGUUACGUAUUCCUCUAUGCCGGCGGUGCAGUUGCAUGGAGAAGUCACUUGCAACGUUGUGUGACUUUGUCGUCCAUGGAAUCAGAAUACGUGGCUCUCUGUGAGGCUAGCCAAGAACUGGUGUGGCUUCGCAGAGUUUUGGAAGACUUGGGUGAGAAACAGAACUGUGCAACAUGCGUUUGGGAAGAUAAUCAAAGUUGCAUACAAUUUGUUGCAUCUGAACGUACAACUCGACGGUCCAAGCAUAUCGAUACAAAAGUGAGCUACGUGAAAGAACUGUACGAACAAGGGAAGCUACAACUUUCGUAUUGUCCAACACAAGAUAUGGCCGCUGACAUACUUACAAAGCCGCUGGGAACGCUUAAAACUCAACAUCUUUCGAAAAAGAUAGGGUUGCUACCAUAA